This is a messenger RNA of Sodiomyces alkalinus F11, 1307 nucleotides long. RefSeq names its product L30e-like protein. Gene Ontology annotation, biological process: ribosome biogenesis; rRNA pseudouridine synthesis; snRNA pseudouridine synthesis. The coding region runs from base 177 to 905 and encodes 242 amino acids. Gene Ontology annotation, cellular component: nucleolus; box H/ACA snoRNP complex. The record is from RefSeq and is a predicted model, not a curated record. Lineage: Eukaryota; Fungi; Ascomycota; Sordariomycetes; Glomerellales; Plectosphaerellaceae. The transcript is spliced from 2 exons. Gene Ontology annotation, molecular function: box H/ACA snoRNA binding.
CAAAGGAAAAUUGCGAGCGAGCUUUGCGUUUCACGUUGCCGCUGAUUUGGAAGAACGAAGUCGGGUCUGCCAGAACACCACAACCAUUAUUCCCGUAUUCCGGUCUCGGUCAAACAGACACCGCCACAUACCUUGCACCUCAAAGUCGCCCAUUGAAACAGAAGAGCUCCGGAAAAAUGGCGUCCGAAAGACCAGACAAGAAGGAGAAGAAGGACAAGAAAGACAAGAAGGAGAAGAAGGAGAAGCGCUCCGAGGCGGACGGCAUCCACAAGCCCAAGAAGGACAAGAAGGAUAAGAAAGAGAAAAAGGAGAAGCUCGAACGUGCCCUCGAGGGUCACCUGCAAGCCGAUGCCGUAGCUGCGGCCGCCGCUCCAGUGGUGGUCAGCGACGGCGCCGUCAAGAAAGUCUCUCCCAUCGUGCCGGGCGCUCUGGUCCCGUUCGCGGUGCCAUUGGCCGACGACAAGGCGAUGAAGAAGGUUCUCAAGACUGUCCGGAAGGCCGCCAAGAACAACACUCUCAAGCGCGGCGUAAAAGAAGUCGUCAAGACCCUCCGCAAGUCCCCGCCCGCCGCACCAGGCCGCACCACCUUCCCCGGCGUCCUCAUCAUCGCCGGAGACAUCUCCCCGCAGGACGUCGUCUCUCACCUCCCAGUGCUCUGCGAGGACCACAACGUGCCGUACAUCUUCGUCCCCUCGCGCGCCGAGCUCGGCGCUGCCGCCAAGACCAAGCGUCCUACCUCCGUUGUCAUGGUCAUGGAGACGGGUAGUGCGAAGAAGGCGGGCGAGAAGAAGAAGGACGACGCCAAGGAUGAUGGCGAGGAUGACGGAGAGACCUUCAAGGAUGCGUAUGAUUCGCUUGUUAAGCUUGUGCAGAAGGAGACGGCUAGGCAGUCCUUCUGGGCAUAGGUCUGGUGCUAGGUGCGGAACCUCUAAUCGGCAGCACAGUGUUUGGACGAGGGGCUGGUCACAUCACAAGAGGUUGUCAUUGCGGACGGAUUGAGAGGUUGUCUCACGUGGUGUACAGCGCUUUUCAAGUGCCGUUGGCGGCUGGAUGGGAAGGGGGCGUUCAGCGCUGCCAAGCAGCUCUGGGUAUGACGGUGUAUUAUACCCCAUGGCCAUGCGGCAUGGACUAUCGGAUGGGUUAACGGCGUUCGGUGCAGUUGCAUUGGUAAAUAAGAUUUUCGACCAAGCUAUAAAAAUUUCCGGCGUCUCUUGAAUGACUGGAAGGUCCAAUUACGUAUGUUUGCACAAGCUCUCAAAUCAUAUAAAACCUGCAAUUGACUUCGGCCCAAGAUGGUCAUUCACACG